CAUUUUUUCCUUACAGCCAAUCCGACGCCGUCAUCCGUCAAGCGGAUUACCUAAAGCCUAGAAGAGAUGUUCCUGCAAACCAGAUAGCUGUUUGGGUAAUAGUGAUGAUGGUGGAUUAGGUGAGUACAAUUCAAUACGCGUGUCAGAUAGUGCGUGUCCAUAGUAACAGCACCUACAAACGCACCAUCAUCGUAUUUGCCUCAAUGCUGCAAAGGCUGAAGCACUGAGAAGCCUCGAGCCUUUUAGGAGACUAAACGCUGAGAUAAUCGCACCACACCUUUCCCAAGCCUGUAUCUGGUGCACAUAAACGCUCCCUUAGCAUCGGGUGUGUGGAAAAAUUGCGCACCGAUGCUGUUUUCUCAGGGGGACAGUCGAUGGCCAAUGAUGUCAGUGACGUGGAGACAACGGAGCGUCUGAGCAUCAACUUCAACAACUGCUGCUGCUGAGCUGAGCUUUCAUUACAAACCAGCUAUUUAUUUCAGCUAUCGUGUCGUUGUCGUACUAAACAGACUGCGUUGUCGUUGUGUGCUCGAAUGAUGUGAUCUACUACGUUGGGGUAUAUGGUAAAAGUAGUGCUCGUGGAUGCGUAAUGCUGUCCGACUGGCCCGUUAGUCGAACCUGACACCAUCGACAUGCUGCCGGGCUCGAUACAGAUCACGGGAGAGGCGCUGUCUGCGGCGGAGAUCAAGGAUAUAUGUGAAAGUCUGAAGGAGAACAGUGUGAGACUGCUGUCUGUACGCGGCUGUCAGCUGUCCGAUCGAGACUUUGGCCGCGUGUGUCGUGGCGUGGCAGAGUCUCACUCUCUCGCGCAGUUAAACCUGAACCUCGGCGUGGUGUCCACCAUCGGACGGACGAAGCAGCUGGCAGAUGCAUUAAAAGCUAACAGAUCCAUACAGACCUUAUUUUUACAUGGGAGUCCACUUUUGGAUACAGGACUGGUCACUCUGAAUGGAGCUCUUUCCACUCACCCCUCACUGGUGUCCUUGGAUUUGGGAGACUGCAUGCUGGGAGAUGAAGCUGUACGGCUCAUUUGUGGUAUGCUGCCUCCGGACGGAGCCAAAUCGGGUCUCAAGGAGCUCACACUGAGUGCCAACCCAGCCAUCAGUUCUCAGGGUUGGGCUCGACUGGCCAUCGCCGUCGCUCACAGCUCACAGUUACGGGUCCUCAACCUCGACUACAAUCCAUUAGGGGAUCAGAUUGCAGGAAUGUUGGCUGUCGCUGUUGCCUCCAGCAGAACUCUGGAAGUUCUGGAUUUGGAGGGAACUGGACUCACCAAUCAGUCAGCACAGGUCUUCCUAGACAUGGUUGAGAAUUACCCCACCAGUUUGCGCGUGCUGGUUCUAGCUGAGAACGAUAUCAGCCCGGAGCUGCAGCAGCAAAUCUCCGAUCUGCUUUCAGAGGGAGAAGAGGAAGAAGAUAAAGACGGAGAAGCCCGCGGUAGCUCCGUAACGCCCAGGGAUAAAGCCGCCUGGGUUCCUCACAGCACAACUGCUUCUAAGAGGCUGAGGCACAAGGGAAGUACAGAAACUCACAUUUCUCAUGCAAUAUUUAGGCGAGAUCAUGUACUUAUGAAAUAGAACGGCCAGGUUGUGAAUUGUUCUCUGUACUGUAUAUUCUGAAGUUAUUAGAUGUAAGAUUAGAAUUUAAAGAGACAGUUCCCCCAAAAAUGAAAUGAUCUGUCAUUAUCCCUCAUGUGGUUUCAAAACACAGAUUGUAAAAAAGAUGGACAACACGUCUCCAUAAAAAAUUAAGCCAAAAUAUCUAAAAAAUGGCCGCGGACUUCUUGUGCCGAUGACGGCAUUUGAAGCCAGAGUCUGCGCAGUAGUGAUCAAGACUGUACGGUAUCACACUGCAAAAAAUGACUUUCUUACUUAGUAUUUUUGUCUUGUUUUUAGUACAAAUAUCUAAACAUUCUUAAAUCAAGAUGCAUUUUUUAGACAAAAAAUAUAAAAUUUGUGCUAAUUUAAUUUGUGCUUAAAACAAGCAAAUAAAUCUGCCAAUGGCGUAAGAAAAAUGUUCUUGAAUUUUUCUUGAAUUAAGUGUUUAAGAAAAAAGUCAACUUAUUUAAAAAAAUGUCUUAUCUCAUUGGCAGAUUUUUUUGCUUGUUUAAGGCACAAAUUCACUUAAAUUUGAUAUUUUAUGUUUAAAAACUAGAUUUAUUUUCUUAGGUCAUUUUGCUCACCGAGAAAAUACAUCGUGAAAAUAUUUUAGAUAAUUGUACUGAAAACAAGACAAAAAUACUACAUAAGAAAGUCAUUUUUUGCAGCGCAAGGCCUCGCUCAUUUUCACAUUUAUUCAGUUCAAUUUAAUUUAAACACACAAAUCAAUUUAUUAAUAGCAUCUAAUAAUAAUCAGCAUAAACCAAACUUAUUAGAAAAAUGAAAAAUUUAAACAUACUUCAGUAUGAUAAAUAAUUAACUUUAAAAAAAAGUUUUUUUAAGUUGCCAGCCAGUGCCGGAAUUUUUUAUGAUUUUCACAAAAGUUCAAUGCCUUCCAAAAAAUGUCCAUUAUAAAAAAAUUCAUACAAUCUUUGUUUGUUUUCUUUUUAUCACCUCUCAAAUAUGGGUAGGUUUCUUCAAAAUAUCGUAUUUUGAGCACAAAGCUGAGACAUUUUUUGUAAAGGACUUUUAUUAGAGAUCAGAGCGAUGAUCACAGAGUUUUUACUGUUUUUGGAUCAGUGGAUGCUUCAGUGUUUUAUAAGUUGGGUAAAAGUGCCACCUAGUGGAAAAUAGUGGAAAUAUGGAUUGCGGUAAAAACUCUUCAUUGGCAGGAAAAGACUUAAAAUAACAGAAACCAUCUCUGCAAAAAAUGUAUUUGAAGUGUCAUUUAAUUAAGUUUGGCUCACAUUCCAUUUGUUUACUUCACAGUUCACACUUACAAAUAAUUCUAAACAUGGUCAUUAAUAUGCGUAUUUGCCGUGCUGUCCGAGGAGAGGGCUCUGAGCUCGUUAAUGGCCUGAGCCCGGAGCGCCUCCUGGCGGGGAAAGGGUUCCGGGCUCGGCCUUAGGCCCCGAACCCAGAAUAAUCCCCCCCUGUUCUGGUUAGUAAGGUGACUAGGCAAUCGUGCGGAGAAGGGGAGGUGGAGGGAUGCUGAAACUAUCAAGGAAUGAGGGUGAGUUGAUUUCCAGUCUAUAUAGGUUUCUGUUAAUGCCGAUCAGGUGAACACCUGAUUGCUGAUUGUCGACAGCUGGUCAUAGUUAUAAGGUAAUUAGGUUGAUUAUUUGAACGUGCUCCUCCCUAACUUUGUAGAGGGCUGGGCUUUAUGACCUUUACUGCAGCCAGCCACCAGGGAGCGAUCAAAAUGUUUUAGCUUCAAUUUCAAGACACAUGUGGCACCCCAUUCCAAACCUGUAUUGGCGCUUUUCCAUUGCAUAGUACCCCACGGUUUGGUUUAGUUUGGGUUGGGUCAGCUUACUUUUGGGAGCUUUUCCAUUGGGUGCAGUACGUAGUACCCGAUACUUUUUUUCGUACCACCUCGGUUGGGGUUCCAAGCGACCCGAGCUGAUACCAAACGUGACGCAAAAACACUGUAGAUCACUGUUGGUCUGAGAAAAUUGUCACUACAGUGUCAUCGCUAUAAUGUAAAAGAUUAGCUUUACCUUCAUGCUAGCUUACGCUGUCUUGAGCAAACAUGUUGUCAUUUGUGCUCUGCUAUAAGUUCCCAAACUCCCUUUUAGCGAUGAAAAACAUCCACAGGUUGAGAAUCAGUGACACCAUAACAUUUUCUUCCAGACUUGAAGUUUGUGGCGGAACAUUCGCGACGAGCACGUCAGCAUUAUAUGCUUAUAUGCAACUUCAAUGAGGCUCAGCGGAGCAUGGUCGACUGACGCCACGGUGUUUGAACAGAAACUUUCGUGUGAGACUGAGGUAACGUUAGUGAUAAACUUGAUGUGCAAACAUCUAUUUGUGGUGGUCAAUUUUAAUUUUGUGGCGGACUGAGAAAUAAAUGAAUGUAUGGGAAUGUACAAGGACGCUCUCACUUGUAUGAUGUCACAGCAGUAGGCAGCGCAAAUAUAACGACACGCCUAUAAUCCCUCCCACUGCGAAGUGAUACUAAACUCAAUGGAAAAGCUAACCACGCCAAAGUGAGGUGAGGUGACUCGACCCAAACUAAACUAAACUAAACCGUGGGGUACUAUGCAAUGGAAAAGCGCCAUAGGACUUUCUUUCUUCCAUUGAACAUAAAAGGUGAAUAGGUCUGUCAUGCUAAAUAUAAAAAGCUUUUCAAAGCUUUGAACCAAUUGCUGCGCAAAAUGAAGCAUUCAAAACACCAUAAAUGCUGACAUCAGCUGCUGGUCAAAAUAGUGGCAACGUAAUCUAGGUCCAAACAUUUUGCAAAUAUGUUUAUAAAAUCAUAAAUAUUAGUGUUAUUGUGGUACGUCAGUUGUUAUUCACAUAGCAUAGGUCUUACAAUAUUGUUUUCCAAAUUCUCAAAAUCAAAUACCAAAUGAGGGGCAAACACAAUGACACAUUUUAUUUUAUUAACAUUCAUGAUGAAACUGACCCGAAAUUGUUGAAACCAUAGUAGACACUGAUUCAUGAGUUCACUUUAUGAUCAACACCCCCUAGUGAUGAAUCAUCAAAGUUUCGAAACAGUAAUUUAUUUAUUUAUUUGACCCUGCUUGUGAAAACCAAACUGAAGGAUUUGAAAGAACAUGAGUUUGAAUAAAUAGUGAAAUUUCAUUUUUGGGUGAACCGUGCCUUUAAGAAAGAAUGUGUAGUAGACUAAGACUAGGUGUUCAAAGGUAUAACCUCUUCCUGUCCUCUUUAUGAUUGUUAAUUUGAAACAUUUACCAAAUUGUCUCUGACCCUUCCAGACUCUUCCAGCGCCCAGAUGGUCCUGAUGUCAUCAGGACUGGGUGAGAGCUAUUUGGCAGAGACAGAGAUGUGAUACUGGAGCUGCCUAUGUUUUAUGCUUGCACUGUACGACUACUGCAAGACCACCAGAUAGUGUGUAACCUCUCACACCGCAUGACCUGUAGCACUUAGCGCAAGACAGCUGGAACAAAAACCUUAAACACCAAGUGACUUAUACUACGCAAUAGUGAAUUAUUUAUUUUCCAGAUGUACAGUCUAUUUAUAAAUGAAUAUUUAACCAAUACCAGUAUACUCUGAUAGUUCAGCUGUAUAGGGUUGAUGUGAUGGCCUGAUGUCUGAAUAAAUCAGUUUACAUCUUUUUAAA
This is a messenger RNA of Misgurnus anguillicaudatus (oriental weatherfish), 5181 nucleotides long. It is a transcript of the gene lrrc73, whose product is annotated as leucine rich repeat containing 73. NCBI's taxonomy places the organism in Eukaryota, Metazoa, Chordata, Actinopteri, Cypriniformes, Cobitidae. The record is from RefSeq and is a predicted model, not a curated record. Gene Ontology annotation, molecular function: protein binding.